CCAAAAUUACAGCAGGGUACAAAGUUGACUUUGAUUUUGUUCUUCUCUUUUUCCGGCGAAAUCACAACAUAGCAUAGAGAAAAAGUUCGAACAAGCGAUGUUGUUCUUUUGGAAUACUUAAGAAAUCUGAACUGUGCAAGAUUAUUGUUUGUUGACUUGUCUAUUAUAAGAAGCUGCAAAUAUGACUCUGCAUCAUAAAUGAGAUCAAAAGAGCUGUAAGCAAUCUAAAAGGGUAGCAACGAGAAUGAGAAGCUAUUGGAGCAAAAGUUUCUUCUCUGAUUCUUCGGUAUUGGUUAGCCAAUUCUAACUUUAGCAGAAAUAGGAUUUUUGCCAACUAGCAGAGAAAAUAAGAAGCAUCUGAAGGUACCAAGAAAUGCCUUCACAGAAGAUUGAAAGUGGGCAUACUGACACGGUGCAUGAUGUGGCUAUGGAUUACUAUGGUAAGCGUCUGGCAACAGCGUCUUCAGACUGCACCAUUAAGAUAACAGGGGUCAACAGUUCGUCCUCGCAGCAGCUGGCUACUUUGAGUGGCCACCAAGGACCAGUGUGGCAAGUAUCUUGGGCUCACCCUAAGUUUGGUUCCCUCCUUGCUUCUUGUUCCUCUGAUGGAAAGGUAAUUAUCUGGAAGGAAGGUGCUCAAAAUGAGUGGAUCUUAGCGCGUGUUUUUGAUGAUCAUAAAGCUUCAGUCAAUGCAAUAGCCUGGGCUCCUCACGAAUUGGGCCUCUGUUUGGCUUGUGGAUCUUCUGAUGGGAACAUUUCCCUUUUCACUGCAAGAUCAGAAGAUGUUUGGGAGACAUCACGGAUCGAUCAGGCUCAUCCAGUAGGUGUUACAUCUGUUUCAUGGGCACCAUCGACAGCUCCUGGCUCUCUUGUAGCCUCUGAUCUGCUUAAUCCUAUUCCGAAGCUUGCAUCUGGUGGCUGUGACAGUACGGUUAAAGUGUGGAAGCUGUUUGAUGGGACUUGGAGGUUGGAUUGCUUCCCAGCUCUUCAAAUGCACACUGAUUGGGUCAGGGAUGUUGCUUGGGCCCCUAACUUGGGGCUACCAAAGUCAACUAUUGCUAGUGCUUCUGAAGAUGGAAGAGUGAUCAUAUGGACUGUUGGUAAGGAAGGAGAUCAAUGGCAGGGUAAAGUGCUGAAGGAUUUUGGUGCCCCCGUUUGGAGAGUUUCGUGGUCACUGACUGGAAACAUACUGGCUGUAGCUGAUGGGAACAAUAAUGUGACAUUGUGGAAUGAAGCAGUAGAUGGCCAAUGGCAACAAGUGACGACAGUAGGUACUUAAAACACAUUUUUCACCCUGGAUAUUCAUUUGCAUAUAAGGGGAUUACAUCAUAUCAACAAAACUCUAGCUAUUUUUCAAUGCAUGAAAGGAUUAAGAAAACUUGGAAGUUGUUGUUCAUGAACUGUCCGAUUUUGCUUCAUCAUAUCAAUGUGUUAUAUAUAACACCACGAUCGAUGUGGUGCUUUACAUCUAA
Molecule: messenger RNA, 1472 nt
Organism: Capsicum annuum
Lineage: Eukaryota; Viridiplantae; Streptophyta; Magnoliopsida; Solanales; Solanaceae
Product: protein transport protein SEC13 homolog B
Exons: 3
Coding region: 374-1279 (301 amino acids)
Biological process (GO): COPII-coated vesicle budding; protein import into nucleus
Cellular component (GO): COPII vesicle coat; nuclear pore outer ring
Molecular function (GO): protein binding; structural molecule activity
Source: RefSeq, a predicted model, not a curated record